AUGCCUCGUCCCGGAGACGGCUCAAGCCACAACGGCCCAUUCGAGGAAUAUGGUCACGAUAUCGUCCACGGCGCAGGAUCUGCUGAGACGUCCAAGGUGCCGAGGGCGGAGAAGACGGCCGACUUGCCGGAAGGUCUGAAGGAGCAGGGCGCCGGGAUAAAGGGCAUGAAUGCGAGCGGUGGUCAGAGCCAGGGAUUGAAGAAGAGUGGUGAGGGCGGUGAGGUUGGUCAGGGCGGACGGCACAUUUGA
Messenger RNA from Metarhizium acridum CQMa 102, 249 nucleotides. RefSeq lists its product as uncharacterized. NCBI's taxonomy places the organism in Eukaryota, Fungi, Ascomycota, Sordariomycetes, Hypocreales, Clavicipitaceae. The record is from RefSeq and is a predicted model, not a curated record.